AUGGCCACCCCUAGUGUCCUCGCUUUUGACGCUGAGGGUCGAGCCAUUGACUUUGAGUGGGCCACCCGCGAUGCUGCUGCACGUCUUGCUGUGCGUCGCCACCUGCCUACCACUGAGCGCGCGCACUUUAGUCAGUACAAGAGUGCUCAGACCUUGUACGACGCUGUAGUUGCGCGCUACUCUUCCACUGCCACUGCUGCACUGAGCCGCCUCAUGCUACCGUACCUCUUUCGUGACCUUGCUUCCUUUCCCACAGUCGCUGACCUCAUUACGCACCUCCAGACUAGUGACACUCGCUACCGCGCCGCGCUUCCUGCUCAGUUCUGCGCCAAGAACCCCCCCCCCCCCCCCCCCAUGUACAUCACUCUCUAUUACAUAGUCACCCGCCUCCCUGACUCCCUUCGCCUAGUCAGGGACCACUUCCUCUCGGUCUGUCCCACCACUCUCACUGUUGACCUCCUCGAGAAGGCUCUCCUGGCAACGGAGCAGAGCAUCGUCGCUGUAGGAGCUUCUCGUGGUGACCCUCGCACCCCCAUCUUUGAGGGGUGUUCUCCUUCCCCCCUGCUGCCCUCUCUUGCCUCUGCCGCUGCCGCCGACCUGCUUGGCCUUGAGUUGGUUGGCGCGGCGUCUGCCCCUAGCGGGAGACGCCGCUCUGGUAAAGGCAAGGGGGGCAAGGGCGCGGGUGGAGCUGGCGGGGGCGGUGGAGGUGGCGGUGGAGCGGGCGGAGGGAGUGGGGGUGGCGGUGGGAGUGGUGGCGGGGGUGGCGGUGGUGGUGGCAGUAGCGGAGGCGGUGGCGGCGGCGGUGGUGGCGGAGGUGGCAGAGGUGGAGGCCGUGGUGGCGGAGGGGGUGGAGCUGGUCGGGGUGGUGCCCCGCAGCGGAGCGGCUCUGGUGGAGGUGUAGCUAUCUUUGAUCUUGAAUUUGAUGCUAUCCUUGCUGCCAUGUAUCCUGUGACUAUUAGUGAUGAGGGUGACUGGUACCGGUGUUUCCCGCCCGAACCGGGCAUUGGUACUGCUGCGCUAGGUGCUUGUGAGGCUGCUGCUCUAGGUGCAAGUGCGUCUGCGCUCUCAGGUACUGGUGAGGCUGCGCUCUCAGGUACUGCGUCGGCUUCGGCCACCCUCACCUUCACACUUGACUCCGGGGCUUCUCGCUCCUUCUUUCGAGACCUCACCACACUCACGCCGCUUGGUCGGCCGGUUGCAGUUUCCCUGGCGGACCCCUCUAGGGGUCCUGUCCUCUCUCACUUCUCCACUGUCCUCCCGUGUCCGGCUGCCCCCUCGGGCACUCUGUCUGGUCUGUACCUCCCCUCGUUCUCGACGAACUUGGUGAGUGGUGCUGACCUGCAGGAUGCGGGGGUUCACCAGUUUACUCCUGCAAGUCAGCGGGUAGCUGCGUCGGGUCAGGUGUUUGCUGCUGCGUCCCGGUCUGGUCCUGAGUCUGCCCCCUGCUCGUGUCGCCUCCUGUCUCACGAGACUCUCCUGUGGCACCACCGUCUGGGCCACCCCUCCUUGCCGCGUCUUCCGGGCAUGGCUUCCCGUGUCCUUAUGCUUCACAUGGACGUGUGGGGCCCGGCCCGCGUCCGUGGACAGGGUCACGAGCGCUACUUCCUGCUGGUGGUUGACGACUACUCGCGUUACACCACGGUCUUCCCCUUGCGCAGCAGGGGUGAUGUCACUGCGGUGUUGAUCGACUGGAUUAGCGCAGCUCGUCUCCAGCUCAGGAGGAGCUUCAGCUCGAACUUUCCUAUUCUGCGUCCGCACUCUGAGCGAGGUGGAGAGUUCUCCUCUGGCCUUCUGCGAGCCUACUGUCGUGCACGAGGCAUACGCCAGACCUUUACGCUUCCGGACUCUCCGCAGCAGAAUGGGAUUGCUGAGCGCCGCAUCGGCAUGGUCAUGGACGUCGCUCGUACGUCCAUGAUGCAUGCGGCUGGCCCCCAUUUUCUGUGGCCGUUUGCGGUUCGGUACGCGGCGCAUCAGCUCAACCUUCACCCCAGGGUCUCCCGCCGGGAGACCUCCCCAGCCUUGCUGUGGACGGGGAAGGUGGGCGAUGCGUCUGCGUUCCGUGUCUGGGGAUCUCGGGCGUUUGUCCGCGACUUGUCUGCGAACAAGCUGUCCCCUCGUGCUGCUCCCUGUGUCUUCCUUGGCUUCCCCCCUGACGCGCCAGGGUGGCAGUUCUACCACCCCGCCUCUCGUCGUGUUCUGUCCUCCCAGGACGUCACGUUCGACGAGUCCGUCCCCUUCUACCGCCUCUUCCCCUACCACACUCCGUCCCUCCCCCCGCCUCCGCACUUCCUGGUAGACGCGGUCAAGCCAGUCAAGGUUGCUGGUGACUCUGGUACUGCUGCGGGUGCUGCGCCUGGGGGUGCCGGCUCUGGGGGUGCUGCGCGCGUGGGUGCUGAGCCUGAGGGUACUGCGACUUCGGGUGCUGAGCCUGAGGGUGCUGAGCCUGGGGGUGCUGAGCCUGGGGGUGCUGCGCCUGGGGGUGCUGAGCCUGGAGCUGCUGAGCCUGGGGGUGCUGAGCCUGGAGCUGCUGAGCCUGUGGGUGCUGAGUCUGGAGCUGCUGAGCCUGGGAGUGCGGAGCCCGUGGCCGCUGGACCUGCUUGUGUGCCGUCAGGCGGUGCUGGGCCUGGUGGUUCUCUCGGUGCUUCGUCUCGGCAAGAGCCACUCUCUCCUCAGGAGCUGCGCGAGUGGUUUGCCCGGCGCUGGAGGCGUACUGCUGGAGCUGGAGUUUCUUCGGCCGCUGAGGGUGCUGGAGCUGCUGUACCUGCGGGUACGACUGGUGCUCGUCCUGCGGAGGGUGUUGGCACGGAGGCUACUUCUGUUGGUCCUGCCGGCCGUUCUGCUGCGGGUACUGCUGGUGCUGGCGGUGCUGGUGUUGCCGCUGAGGGUGCUGGUGCUGUCCCUGCUGUGUCUGGAGUCACCGCGCGGCCUCGGCCAUACUUCGUUCCGCUCCUUCAGCAGGUUCUUGGUCUUCCUCCUCCCUUAGAGUGUCCACCGCCUGUCCAGUCACAGUUACAGUUACCGCCGGCCUCCCCUCUUCCUGCUCCUUCUCCCUACGCUGGUCUUACUAGAGGUCUUGCUGAGCGUCGUGAGCCUGCGUCUCGUCCUGCGUCGCGUGUCCGUGCUGCUCGCUCUAGUGGUCGCGGUACGCGUCAGCGUCCUCCUCCUGUCCCUGGCACGCACCGGAUGUCUCUGCGUCCGUCCACUACUCCCCUGCGUGCCCCUUUGCCUUCUCCUCCUGCGUCCUCUUUUCCUGCACUUACCGACCCGGAGUCGGACUCUCUUCGCGCUGCCAGUCCUACUGUCACGCGUCUUCUUGCUACUGUUGUCACUGACCCCUCUUUUGAGUCCUCUGCUGCGUCUGCUCUGGUUACUGAGCUCGUCAAUUUUGCUGCUCGCUGUCGCCUAGACUACGCUGCUUGUCUUGUUGCUGAGUCUACGUCUGUCUGUCCUCCGUCCGUUGGGGGUGAGUGUGCUCUUGGCACGGACGUCCUUGAGGACAGGCAGGAGGAGUUCCAGUGUCUGGCAGCUGCUUCACCUCAUCUCGCGUCGGUACUGCUUGCCCCUGAGGGAGACCCGGAUGCACUUGACAUCCCGACUGCGCGCUCUUACGCGGAGGCCUCCACAGGCACCUACGUUGACGCGGUUCCCCCUCCUGGGGCGAACAUCGUCAGUGGCAUGUGGAUCUUCAAGGUGAAGCGGCCGCCGGGCUCUCCAUCUGUCUUCAAGGCGCGGUACGUAGCUCGUGGCUUCAGUCAGCGGCUGGGAGUUGACUCCUUUCAGACUUUCUCUCCCACCCCGAAGAUGACCACUCUUUGGGUGCUACUACACAUAGCCGCGCAGCGUGACUACGAGCUUCACUCCCUUGACUUCAGCACAGCUUUCCUGCAGGGUAGCCUGCACGAGGAGAUCUGGCUGCGCCGUCCACCUGGCUUCACUGGGACUUUCCCUCCUGGCACCCAGUGGAGCCUCCGACGGCCAGUCUACGGUCUCCGCCAGGCACCACGCGAGUGGCACGACUCACCGAGGACUACGCUUGCGGCUCUUGGGUUUGCUCCCUCUACUGCUGACGCGUCGCUGUUUCUACGCACCGACACUUCUCUGCCGCCGUUCUACAUCCUCGUGUACGUCGACAACUUGGUCUUUGCCACAGCGGACACUGCUGGACUCUCCUACGUGAAGUCUGAGCUGCAGAAGAGACACAUGUGCACAGACCUGGGUGAACUGCGCAGCUACCUUGGCUUGCAGAUCACUCGGGAUAGAGCACGCCGCACCAUUACCUUGACUCAGUCACACAUGGUGCAGCAGGUCCUUCAGCGCUUCGGCUUCACGUACUCCUCGCCUCAGGCCACUCCUCUGUCUACUCGCCACUCGCUCUCAGCUCUGCCUUCGAAUGAGUCCGUAGAGUCGAGUGGCCCGUAUCCAGAGCUUGUUGGCUGCCUCAUGUACCUGAUGACCUGCACACGACCUGACCUUGCAUACCCUCUUAGCAUUCUUGCACGCUAUGUUGCUCCUGGGAGACACCGACCAGAGCACAUGGCUGCAGCAAAGAGGGUGUUGCGCUACUUGUGCAGUACGUCGGGCAUGGGGCUAGUGCUUGGAGGGCGGAGUCCAGUGGUCCUCACUGGGCACGCGGACGCUUCUUGGGCUGACGACCAGGCUACGCAGCGGUCGUCGCAGGGUUACAUCUUGAGUCUUGGUUCCGGCUCUGUCUCGUGGCGGGCUACUCGCUCGUCUUCUGUUCUCGGCUCCAGUUGUGAGGCUGAGAUCUACGCCGGGGCCAUGGCUGCACAGGAGCUUCGCUGGCUCACCUACCUGCUGACUGACCUUGGAGAGCCGCCUCGUUCUCCUCUAGUCCUGUACGUAGACAACAAGGUCAUGCUGGCCUUGUGUCGAGAGCAGCGCUUGGAGCACAGAACGAAGCACAUUGCUCUCCGUUAG
This is a messenger RNA of Closterium sp. NIES-65, 4938 nucleotides long. The record is from the annotation of a GenBank genome assembly. Lineage: Eukaryota; Viridiplantae; Streptophyta; Zygnematophyceae; Desmidiales; Closteriaceae.